AGGCGACGCCGGAGGGAGGUUAAAACUGAAAGGACAGCAAGGGCUCCGCAGCGCCGGGUGGGAGGAGCGAGCGGCAGAGCUGGCCCUGGGCAGGAUGGACGCUCCCGCCGUCUUCACCGACGCUGACUUUUACCAGCAGAGUUUCGACCCUCGGGAGUAUCUGAAAGAAUUUUACGGCUUGAGCGACAGCCAGGGACGGGCAAACACCUUCCUGAUGCAAAACCUCCGGAGCCUGGUUAAAAUGUUCUCCUUGGACGGGCUGAGGGGCGAUACCCUGAUAGACAUCGGCUGCGGCCCCACCAUCUACCAGCUGCUGUCCGCCUGCGAGCGCUUCCAGCAGAUCAUCGCCUUGGACUACAUGGACCAGAACCGCCGGGAGCUGCAGAAGUGGCUGGGGAACGAAGCGGGAGCCUUCGACUGGAGGGCGGUGGUGAAAUACGUUUGUGAGCUGGAAGGGGACAGGGAGAAGUGGGCGGAGAAAGAGGAAAAGCUGAGAGGGAAGGUGAAGCAGGUUCUGAAGUGCGACGUGACCAAAGCCAACCCCACGGACCCCGUGUCCCUGCCUCCCGCCGACUGCCUCCUCUCCACCCUCUGCUUGGAGGCCGCCUGCAAGGACCUGGCCACCUUCCGCAGCGCCCUGAGAAACAUCGCGGCCCUCCUGAAGCCGGGGGGGCACCUGGUGAUGCUGACCGUCCUCCGGGAAACCUACUACGCCUUCAACAAGCAGGUCUUCUCGUGCCUCCACCUGGAGAGGAACGCGGUGGUGGAGGCUGUGGAGGCGGCUGGCUUCGAUGUGAAGUUCAGCGAGGUGCAGCCGUACGAGCCCGGCGACGUCCGCACGGACUGCGAAGGUGUGCUGAGCCUCGUGGCGUGCAAGCGUGCCUCCAUCACCGGGUAGCGCGCGGGCCCUGGGGAGGAAAACAGCAGUGUGGUUUCAAAAAGCCCCGCCGAUGUCACCCGCGGCCACUUACCCCUUUCUCUGAAAGCAAAUACACACAUGAGUGCCUGA
Messenger RNA from Tyto alba (common barn owl), 1009 nucleotides. RefSeq names its product nicotinamide N-methyltransferase (gene NNMT). Gene Ontology annotation, molecular function: N-methyltransferase activity. Gene Ontology annotation, cellular component: cytosol. The record is from RefSeq and is a predicted model, not a curated record. The coding region runs from base 95 to 898 and encodes 267 amino acids. The transcript has 3 exons. Lineage: Eukaryota; Metazoa; Chordata; Aves; Strigiformes; Tytonidae.